Messenger RNA from Paraglomus occultum, 562 nucleotides. The record is from the annotation of a GenBank genome assembly. Lineage: Eukaryota; Fungi; Glomeromycota; Glomeromycetes; Paraglomerales; Paraglomeraceae.
AGGAGGGACAUACAAGUAUUAUGUCAGAGGAGCUCAAUACCGGGGUGAAGAGGAGGAUUACAUAAUCGAAUCACGGCGUAACAAACACAUUGCCUUGUAUGAUCGGUAUUUGAGAAAGUUUCAAUAUGGAAAUGCAUUGGAUGCUGCAUUAAGACCUGCAAGUAUUAAGACCGAUUGUUACGUUGCGGGUACCCGUGCGAUAGUGACUGUUUCACUCUUAUACGAAUUGAUACAUCGUGGAGGUCUGAGACAAGCACUCAAAGGAAGAGACGAUGUCUCAUUAGAACCUAUAUUAAAUUUCUUGUUAAAAAACAUUAACAAUAUGCGAUAUGCUAGCCUCUUGGUUGACGUUGGAGAGACGACUCUGGACAUGUACGCCUCGGUUUUGAGCCAGUCGCCGAUAAUCGAAAAGUUAAUAUCCAAAUUACGGACAAAAGUGCAACAAGAAGUAAAGAUUCAGACAGAACUAUCAAAAGUCCUUGGAUCUCUGCAGAUGAUAAUGUCAAAAGGGAUAAUUAACAAAAGAGCACCGGAUGAUAUAAACAUGCAAAAUGAAAUUUGA